UACUGUAUAGUACGCUUUUGGGGUUAAUUAUUUGAAGGCACACAUUACACAUACAAUUGUUGAUGUGCAUAGUGCAUACAUACACACUAGCAGGAUAUGAAGAUAGAGCCUAUCAUCACUCUAUUCUGAUUCUCUUCUCUCUUCUCCAUCUUAUUUGGUACCCCAGACAUGGCUGCUUGUGCUUUGUUCACUGGUGCCAGUAACAACACUGCCGAAGAUGGGAAUGUCAGCACCACCACCACCACCACCAACGGCGCUGCUGCUGCCGGAAGUGGUAGUAGCCCUCUCACCAGUGCUUCCAGCAACAUCAGCGCCAGUGAAGAACAACAACAACAACAACACAUGCUUCUUCUCCAUGGUACUAGUGGCUUCAUGAAUCAGCCUCAUUGUGAGAGGAAAUUAGUGAGAAAAAGAAUGGCUUCUGAGAUGGAACUUCACCCUUCCAUAACCAACACCAACACCACCACCACCACCAUUUCUGAGUAUCCUAGGUUUCCUCGUAGAACCACCAACAACAUCAACACCUCCUCUUUCAUUCAAAAGGGCUCCCCAGUUGGUACAGGUAGUAAUUGUAACUAUCCUUAUAAUAAUAAUAACAAUAACAAUAAUAAUAUUAAUAAUAACAAUAAUAGUAAUAGUAUUAGUGAUGUUGUUGUAUCAAGAGAUAACGUUACUAUUCCAAAUUACCCCAUUGUGACGCUCACAACCAACUACUCCACUAUGAUGCUACCUUCUCUUUCAUCAUCUUCAUCAUCGUCAUCAUCUUCUUCCACCAAUCUCAUCAACACCGUCAAUUCUUCCUCGCCCUCAAUACCCUCCACAACCAUAACCGUUUCGGCUCCAAACUACGCUCAACACUUCAAUCAAGAAAUCCUACUUGACAACAAUCAAAACACCACACACCUGCAGUUUGCGGAUUCUCCCAUAAGGAACAACUCUGCAAAUAUUGUUGAGGUUGUUACUUCUUCGCCUUCUUCCAUGGAUGAAAGCUCAGCCGCUUCUAAUUGGAUCGAUGGAAUAUUGAAGGAUCUAAUUCACAGCUCUAAUAGUGUCUCAAUCCCUCAGCUCAUCAACAACGUCAGGGAGAUUAUAUACCCUUGCAACCCAAACUUGGCCAUGCUUCUUGAGUACAGGCUCCGCCUCCUCACUUCUGACUCCUCCUCCGCCGCCGUGCCCGCAGCACCACCGCCACCACCGCCUCCACAAAACAAAACUCCGGUUAUGAAGCAAACAAAUACUUCAAACAUGCAUGCUUACGGUGCUAUACAUUUUCAAGAUUCAUCUUUGAACCAGUACUGGCCUGUAGUACCGCCAACGCCGUUAGAUUCUAACAACAACAAUUCAGUUUCGUUGGCCAAUACUUUACCAUCACCGCCACCGCCUCCUCCGCCGCCACAGCCACCGCAACAAGAGAAACCCGAAGAAGAUCUUGUUACAGCACCGGCAACCACCACGAGCACCGCCACCGCCACAGAAAUGGCGGUGCUAACGAGAAAGAAAACCGAGGAGAUGAAUCAACAGAAGAAGAAAGACGAAGAAGGCUUGCACCUCCUCACACUACUCCUCCAGUGCGCAGAAGCAGUUUCAGCGGAGAAUCUAGAAGACGCGAACAAGAUGCUUCUAGAAAUUUCUCAACUGUCGACGCCGUUCGGCACAUCAGCGCAACGCGUGGCAGCGUAUUUCUCGGAAGCCAUAUCCGCAAGGCUGGUCAGCUCUUGCCUCGGAAUCUACGCAACGCUGCCAAUCGUUCCUCACAGCCAGAAAGUGGCUUCCGCUUUCCAAGUCUUCAACGGAAUCAGCCCCUUCGUCAAGUUCUCCCACUUCACCGCCAACCAAGCCAUUCAAGAAGCGUUCGAGAGAGAAGAAAGGGUUCACAUCAUAGAUCUAGAUAUAAUGCAAGGCCUCCAGUGGCCUGGUCUCUUCCAUAUUCUGGCUUCCAGGCCCGGUGGGCCUCCUUACGUGAGACUCACGGGCCUUGGAACCUCUAUGGAAGCGCUCGAGGCCACUGGUAAGCGGUUAUCGGAUUUUGCCAAUAAGCUUGGCCUUCCGUUUGAAUUCUUUGGCGUUGCGGAGAAAGUUGGGAACGUUGAUCCUGAGAGGCUUAAUGUUAGUAAGGCUGAGGCUGUUGCUGUUCAUUGGUUGCAGCAUUCUCUUUAUGAUGUUACUGGUUCGGACACAAACACUUUGUGGCUUUUGCAGAGGUUGGCACCUAAGGUGAUAACAGUGGUAGAGCAAGACCUAAGCAACACAGGUUCAUUCUUGGGAAGGUUUGUGGAAGCCAUACACUACUACUCAGCACUAUUUGACUCCCUUGGUUCAAGCUAUGGAGAAGAGAGUGAGGAGAGACAUGUGGUGGAGCAGCAACUACUCUCAAGGGAGAUUCGGAAUGUUCUAGCUGUUGGGGGUCCAUCAAGGACUGGUGAACCAAAGUUUCAUAACUGGAGGGAGAAGCUUCAACAAUGUGGAUUUAGAGGCAUAUCACUAGCUGGUAAUGCUGCUACACAAGCAAGUUUGUUACUUGGUAUGUUCCCUUCUGAAGGGUACACUUUGGUGGAGGACAAUGGUAUUCUUAAACUUGGUUGGAAGGAUCUUUGUUUGCUCACUGCUUCAGCUUGGAGACCACCCUAUACCACUGCAAUGGCUCAUCAUCAUAGUUAAUGUUUCUCCAUAGUUUUUUUUUUUUUUUUUUUUGGUCAUGUCAUUCUAUGGUCAUGUCAUUUUCUGAUUCUAAUCCUAUAUGUAGCAUCCAUCUCUAUGGUCGUUAAUUUAAAAAAGAGAUAUUUGGUA
Molecule: messenger RNA, 2787 nt
Organism: Arachis duranensis
Lineage: Eukaryota; Viridiplantae; Streptophyta; Magnoliopsida; Fabales; Fabaceae
Product: protein SCARECROW
Biological process (GO): maintenance of protein location in nucleus; asymmetric cell division; leaf development
Cellular component (GO): nucleus
Molecular function (GO): DNA-binding transcription factor activity; sequence-specific DNA binding
Source: RefSeq, a predicted model, not a curated record